GAAGAGGUUAAAUAGCGUAAAUAAUCUAUAUCAGUCAGAUAAUUUGUUGAAUCUUUUUAUUCAAGACUCACAGAAAGGAGAAUUGGUCGCCGGCGAAUCGUGAUAUCGGUUUUAUGACGAUAAAAAGACAGCAUAUGAAGGAUGAGAGCACUGGCGGUAAUACCAACACUAGAAACCUUUUCAACGAUUUCCUUUGCAUAGAUUACUUCAUGGAAUUUUGUUAGGAGGCUUGACCGAUUUCUUCAAAUACGACUUUAACCUUCUAUGAUCACAUUAUUAACCUUAUAUGGAAUGUAUAGUAUUCAUGGAGCUUCUAUGGCCGAUAGAAAACAUUUAAUAUUCAAUAUUUGCUACACAUCAUACGGCAUUCAAUUGUGAUAAAUGUAUUACCCAGAAGGCCGUCGUAAUCCACCACCGGGAUCGACGCCAUCACUAAUUCGUUCCUGUUAACAAUAUAUCUGAUAUCUCACUAAUUCAUAACGUUAGGCUUAGAUUGGUGAUCGAUUUUCAGGCAGUUUAGCGUCUUAUCAAUUGUUGGAAUAUAUAAUCUACGUCUAGCCCCUUUAUUCAGUAUUUAAGGGUACCACAGGCAUUUUAUUUAAGAGUGCCUGAGUUUUUUUAAUACUAUUACAUCAAAAGAUUCGUCAUAUUGAAAAUAGUGCGAGUGAUUAGGACAAGUUUCGAUGGAAUGACGUGAUGCAGAUAACAUAUAACAGCCAUGGCCACAGAAUCAACACCCUUAAUGGCAAACGACUUUGUUCAGGAUAGCGUGGUACACACUGUAGCCUAUGACCCAGAAUCGGAUACCGACAAAAAGAGUUUAGACGACAAGCUCGAGGAUGUUCCUCCACUUUCAAGGGAUCCUGUUCAGAGAACCGGUAUUUUGUCCUUGUUUCAGCGAAAGAAAGAUAAAACCGACCCAAAUAACAUCGCAACACAACCGAGUGUCUUUGACACCGCAGACGCAAAAUACUUCGAACCAUCUCCGGAGUACGAGAAUAAACAUCGCUUUGAUCCACUUUUCAGAUGGACAUGGGGUGAGCAAACGAAGGUAACGAGAAAAGCGGAUUUCAGGAUUCUUCCAUGGUGUAUGCUUUUAUUCUUUGCUCUUGAUAUCGACCGCUCGAACAUUACUAAUGCAACGGCGGACAAUUUUCUGGACGAUCUGGGUCUAUCACAGUCAGAUUAUAACUUAGGACAAACGUUGUCGAAGAUUGGUUUCUUGGUAGCGGAGUUACCUUCGCAAUUAGUCAGCAAAAGAGUUGGUCCUGACCGCUGGAUACCAACCCAGAUUGUUAUAUUCUCAAUCAUCAGUGGUGCGCAAUUUUGGCUAAGAGGUAGAACGUCGUUCUUCGCGACGCGUUUUUUGAUAGCUUUCUUCCAAGGCGGCUUUAUUCCAGACACAAUAUUAUACCUCUCAUAUUAUUACACAAAGACGGAACUUCCUAUUAGGAUAGCAUUAUUUUACACAAUUAACCCGAUAGCAGACUUAGUUACGGCCUUUUUGAGCGUUGGUUUGCUGGAAAUGAGAGGCAUCUUGGGUUACGAAGGUUGGAGAUGGAUGUACCUCAUCGAAGCUCUGAUAACCUUGGUUAUUGGUAUAGCGGCGUUUUUCUACCUCCCAGCCGGACCAACUCAAACCAAAAUUUUCAAUGAAAAAGAAGAGAAAAUUAUCACGAAUAAAAUACUUCGCGACGAUCCAGGGAAGGCUAGUAUGCACAACAGGCAGCUUCUAACACCACGUAUGCUUUUAAAGUCUCUACUGGACUGGGACCAAUUUCCGCUUCUGCUGCUAGGAUUCACUUUCAACCUUCCUUCUUAUCCCGUCAAAAAUUAUCUCCAACAGAGUUUCAAAUCACUCGGCUUUUCUACCGUCAUGUCCAACUUACUCACAAUACCGUACAUUGCAGUCUCUAUCAUCACAGUUGUUGCAGCUGCUUGUCUCUCUGAGCUGGUUGAUGACAGAGGUUUCAUCAGUACAAUUCAGCAGAUUUGGAUGCUCCCUUGCUUUGUCGCAUUACUGGUAUUGAAAUCACCCGGCCCAUGGUCCUAUUUCGCAAUCUCAACAGUACUACUGGGAUAUCCGAAUGUUCAACCUAUCAUGAUUAGCUGGUGUUCUGCUAAUUCAGGUGAUGUUUCCAAUAGAACCGUCAGUGCAUCACUUUUCAACAUGUUCGUUCAGGUUUCUGCAAUCGCCGGCUCCAACGUUUAUCAGAAGGAUGAUGUCAACUACACCAAGGCGAACAGUGGACUGAUAGGUGUCCUAUGCGUCAAUAUACUUCUGUUCCCUGCUACAAAGCUUUACUAUCACUUGAGAAAUCGCUACAAAGAGAAGAAAUGGAGUGAACUGACAGUUGAUGAGAGGAUAGAGUAUAUUAGGACAACGAAGGAUAAAGCCAAUAAGAGGCUCGACUUUAGGUUUGUUCAUUAAUAAUUAGUUUUUUCAAUAUGUCAUUGGGCUUCCUAAUUCUUGUAACUUUAUUUAAUUAGACGUCAGUGUUAGAUUCUAAUUGGAUGAAGCAUAGCAUCAGUUAUUUUCCACAUCUUCAGUCUGAAAUACAUUUUCGGGCAGACACAGAGAACAGAAACGUUCGAAAUAAUAUUGCCGUUUUCCGCAAAAUUGAUAGAAACUUAACGUUUCUGAAAAAAUAUAU
This is a messenger RNA of Wallemia mellicola CBS 633.66, 2654 nucleotides long. RefSeq names its product MFS general substrate transporter. The transcript is spliced from 6 exons. Gene Ontology annotation, cellular component: membrane. Gene Ontology annotation, biological process: transmembrane transport. Gene Ontology annotation, molecular function: transmembrane transporter activity. Bases 719 to 2431 code for a protein of 570 amino acids. The record is from RefSeq and is a predicted model, not a curated record. Lineage: Eukaryota; Fungi; Basidiomycota; Wallemiomycetes; Wallemiales; Wallemiaceae.